AUGCCAAUCGCGAUAGCUUCACGCGGUUUCAGAGGCCUCUACGCGGCCCGCUUCACAAGAGUCGCGUCUGCAGCUGUAGCUCGUCCAAUUGUUGCUCAGACCCAACGGCUUCCCCGGCUGGCCAUGUCAACCAAAUCGGGUGUUUCAUCGCCGUUGGUGCAGCACACAGCGUGGCAGAGGCUCUGUGUCUCUGACCUUGACCGGCUCUACCCUCUUCUUACCGCCUAUAUCCAGCAGCCCUCACUGGCAGAAUCUGUUACAGAGCUAGUCAUGGAUUUUUCAUCGUCGGAUUAUUCCUGGCCAAAUGAUUACCCUCCUGAUGAGCCCCGGGAGCCCAGCUUGGGAGUGGCCGGCGAUCUGGUACGUAAGCAUGUGUGUAGCCUUGGCCUUGGUGAUAGAGAGACCAAGGCAAUGUUGCACGUACUACGACUGUGGACGAACCGGCCAGAGAUACCGCCCAAAGGGCAGCCAGGAGACUUACCUUCUGAGCCCGAUUACCUGCGAGACGAGUUCGCUGGACUCGCAGCCGUUGUCCUGCUCAGCCUUUGCAAGAAUAUAUCCACCUUGCACAUGGCGCAACCGUUGUCAGGUUUCAACCCCAUGCUGGAGGACUAUCUUCUCAAGACCAACUAUGGCCUGUUGCAGGCACCAGGCCUACAGAAUCUGAAGAAAGUCGAGGUCUUGCCUGGAUGGUGGUGGAAUUUAGAGACAACUUACGGCCACCUUGAGUUCCUCAGACUUUUCCAAUAUUUCCACCGCCUCCCGGCAAUCAACGCUAUCUCCAUUGACAGUUUCCAGGAGUAUCAGUCCUAUUAUACUUCAUUCAUUCCGCGGACCGGAAAUAUGAAGACCCUCAAGCUGGAGCAUGUCGAUAUGGAUGACUUUCUUCUUGGACUCCUUAUUAGUAUACCUAAGGUCCUCGUCAAUCUCAAGGUGUCACUGGGCGGGAAGGAACAUAUGGAUGGUGGCGUCCCAACAAUCCACCCGCAGUCCAUCGGGAGAGCGCUAGCACAGCACAAAGAAACCGUAGCAGCGCUUGACCUGGACCUGGACUUGUGCGUUUUGGAAUCUACUUGCAAAGGAAAAGUUCUAGACAGCACUGAUGGCACUGAUGACGGGGAUUCUGAUAUAGAGGAAUUUGGUAGAGACUACUACAAGAUGGACCAGGAGACUCGUCUUUUAGUUCAGAAGACCCCAAUCGCUCUUGAGAGUUAUGGGUGGACAAUAGGCUCGCUCCAUGAUUUUACCUCCCUCACCCACCUCAGUAUCGGCAUCUACGCGCUUCUAGGCCCUCCUAAUUCGCUUGGUGAGCGCCUUGCGCGUCUGCCUCCAUUUCGGCUCAUCGAUGCUUUGCCACCCAACUUGGAGUCUUUCUGUCUGUAUGGUUACAAGAAGGGAGAAAACAUCGAUGUUGAUGAACACGUCAACGAAUUUUUGAUCAACAAGGAAGCGAGAUUCCCAAGCCUGAAGGAAGUGAAAGGGAUUGAGGAAGAGGUCCCUGGUGUGGCACAGCUGUUUCCUGAGGAAUCGUACCUGGAACGUAUGUCAGCUCGCUUGAAAGGAGAAGAAGAAGAGACCAGUAAUCAAUGGCCGACACCAGAGUUCCCUGACGAGUGGAAACCUGUAGAACAAUCAUCUCUUAGAUAA
This is a messenger RNA of Clonostachys solani, 1647 nucleotides long. The record is from the annotation of a GenBank genome assembly. NCBI's taxonomy places the organism in Eukaryota, Fungi, Ascomycota, Sordariomycetes, Hypocreales, Bionectriaceae.